Molecule: messenger RNA, 309 nt
Organism: Pestalotiopsis fici W106-1
Lineage: Eukaryota; Fungi; Ascomycota; Sordariomycetes; Amphisphaeriales; Sporocadaceae
Product: putative U6 snRNA-associated Sm-like protein LSm3
Exons: 4
Coding region: 1-309 (102 amino acids)
Biological process (GO): mRNA splicing, via spliceosome; P-body assembly
Cellular component (GO): U4/U6 x U5 tri-snRNP complex; catalytic step 2 spliceosome; precatalytic spliceosome
Molecular function (GO): RNA binding
Source: RefSeq, a predicted model, not a curated record
AUGGCCGACGUUGAAGAAGGUGUCGGUGCCAGCCCCGCCCCCGAACCUCUGGACCUGGUCCGUCUACUUCUGGAUGAGGUGGUGUUUGUCAAGCUACGGGGCGACAGAGAGCUCAAGGGUCGUUUGCACGCCUACGAUAGCCACAUGAACUUGGUGCUAGGGGAUGUGCUGGAAACUAUAUACGUGGUUGAUGAGGAAGAUGACGAUGAGGAGAUCAAGACGAUCACCAAAAAAUCAGAGAUGCUAUUCGUUCGAGGAACGCAUUCAGGCGACAGCGUUGUGCUUGUUUCGCCCCAUAACUCAUCAUGA